AUGGAUGGAUGGAGUGAAGUAUUAAGAAUACCGUCAAAUGUAUUUGCCACUGACAAUUUCAAUAACCCCACGACUAUUGCCAAUAUAACAUCACUACAAUUUGAUUCUGUACAAAAUUUCAUUUGGUGUGGUGAUUCAAAAGGUUAUACUAGAUCAUUUACAGGAUCAUUUGCAACAAAUUCUUUAUAUGGAAAUUUACAACUUUAUCCUUACACGAAAUUUCAUACUAGUGAUGUGAAUAGUAAUAAUCCUAUAAAACAAAUACUAUCCCAUCGAGAAGGAAUAUUAUCAUUACUGGGAAAUGCAAUUAGUUUUAAUAGUAGAAGAGGAUUAACCAAAGUGCAAGUCACAUCCAAAACAUUUGAUAAUAAUGCAGAUAAGUUUGACAAUCUACAGGCAAUGACAUUCAAUUGUAAUUCAUUUAAUGAUGUUGUUGUUGGAACAGAUACAUCAAUGAUGAAAUUCGAUUUGAAUAAACCUAAUGUUUUAUCAUCAUUUGAUCAUCAACAGGGGAUUUCUUUAUUAAAUAAUUCGGGAAAAUUUUUAACUAUAGCGAAUAGUAAUGGGUCAUUAGAUAUAUUUGACCCUAUAUCUAAUACCACUGUGAAAACAUUUAGUGCUCAUAAUGGAUUUAUUUCCAAUUUAGACGUUAGAGGUAAUUAUAUUGCUACUUGUGGUUAUUCAAUCAAACCUAAACGAUAUCAUCAUCAUCAACCUGCAGAAUAUAUGGUGGAUCCAUUGGUGAAUAUAUAUGAUACAAGAAUAAUGAGAGCUAUAGCACCAGUACCAUUUCCUGCUGGUGCUUCAUCAGUAAGAUUUCAUCCUAAAUUACCAAAUAUUAUAAUUAUUGCAUCACCAACGGGACAAAUGCAAUUUGUGGAUAUUUUUGAUCAAACGAAUGUUUAUUUAUAUCAAGCAGAUUUAUCAAUACCUACAAACACCACAACCAAUACCAAUACCAAGCCCAAAAUGUCUAAUCUUGAAAUAAGUGAAAAUGGUGAUUUCUUAGUGUUUAAUGAUAGUUGUGAUAAUAUGCAUUUAUGGUCAAUUAGUCCAUCAAGUAAAGAUUUUGUUAAUUUCCCCCAGUCAAUAGAACAACCAGAUAUUAUUGACUCCAAUAUUGAAAUUAUUGAUAUUGAUGCUAAUGUGCCAUUAUCUAUUGUUGGAAUGCCAUAUUAUAAAGAAUUAUUAUUAUCAAAUUAUCCUAAUGAUUUGAGAUUUGUUAAAGAAACAGCAAAAUUACCUGAACCUAUAGAUAUAGAAUUAAUUUUAGAAAAUGAAACUCAAAAUGGUCGGAAACGGUUUUUCCCCUAUGAUAAAUUAAAGUAUGGUCCAGGAAACAUUUAUAAACCUUAUCAAUCAUUAAAAGAAAAUGAACAAAAUAAUGAAAUACUGAUACCGAAAUUUAUUAGUGAAAGAACAACCACCACCACCACCACUAGCGAAGUUGAUCAUGAUAAAUAUAUUGAUGAUAGUAUUUUCCAAUAUAAAUCUCUGGGGAAAUCAAAUAAAGUACCAAAUUGUUAUUCAAGAUUACAAAUUCAAUAUUCGAAAUUUGGAAUUAAAGAUUUUGAUUUCAGUUAUUAUAAUAAAACUAAAGAAUGUUGUGGAUUAGAGAAUCAUACUGAUAAUUCAUAUAUUAAUUCUCUUUUACAAUUGUAUCGAUUUCAAUCGAGUAUAUAUAAUCGAGUUGUUGGAUCAUUAUCACAAGAAUGGUUACCUAAUGAUGUCACUACAAUUGCCACUAAUCCUGAAGGUUCUUCAAUAUUAAAUGAAUUAGGAUAUUUAUUUGAUAUGAUGUUUAAAGCUCAAUCAAAUAAUGUUAAAAUUUAUAAUUUAAGUCAAGUUUUAAAUCAUCAUCCCAAUGCGGAAAAACUACUUAAUAAUAAUGAAUUAUUAAAUUUAAAUUCUCAACAAGUUCGAGAUUUAGUAAUUGAAUUUAAUAAUUUUUUAUUAACUAAUUUACAUGAAGAUUUCCAACGACAAUUUGAUGAAAAUUUCAAUUUAACCGAAUUAAAAUAUGAAAUUGAAAUUAAGGGGAAUGGUACUUCAUGUCCAAUGUAUGAUAAACAUCAAGGAUCAAUGUUUUCCUUAGAAUUGAUUACUCCACCCAGUAAUAUGUUGAAUAAAAUGAGUAUUUUAAUUAAUAAUCCUCCUCAUUAUCAAUCAAACAACAAUAAUAGCGAUAACAAUAGUCUUGGUAAUAUUAGAAGAAAUUUAAAUAUUUUAACUUAUUUGGAAUAUUCUAUGAAUCAAUUUAAAACAAUUCCAUGUCAACAACAUAAUCAUUCAUAUCCUCAUAAUUUAGAAAUUCGUACCAGUAUUGUUCAUUUACCAUCAGUAUUAACCAUCAAUGUUAAUUUAUCAAAUCCAGAAUUUAAAAUUAUAAAUACUUUUACUCAAUGGUUAGUACCGGAAUUUUAUGCUAUGAAAUCAAAAUCUGGUAAUGGAUAUUCAUUUAAAGAAAUUGAUUCUAUCCCAUCUCCAUCUUUGAUGACACAAGAAUCAGGGAAAUAUAAAUAUGAACUUUUAGGGUAUGUUUGUGAAAUAAAUCAUCAAGCUGAUAUUGUUAAUGGAGGUCAUAAUUUAGUAGCAUUUGUUAAAGUUAAUAAUGAUAGUUGGUAUUUAUUUAAUGAUUUUUUGGUUAUGCCUAUACCUGAAGAAGAAGUAUUUGAUUUACAACCUUCAUGGAAGAAACCAAUUGUUAUAAUGUAUCAAAGACAAACUGAUCAACCACAGUUUAAUUAUUUAACCACUCCUUCUGUUUUUGGUAAUAAUUAUGAUGAUCUGAUAUUAUAUAGAGAUCAUUUUGCUGAAGGGAUUCGGAAAGGUCAUCAAUUGGAAUAUAAAUUAUUAACUCAACAAGAAUCACCAAUUCCUGGUUCAUUAGUUGCUAUUGAUGCUGAAUUUGUCAUGUUAAAACCUGAAGAAUUAGAAAUCCAUUAUGAUGGAUAUAAAAAAUUGAUUAAACCAAAACAAUUAUCAUUAGCUAGAAUAUCAGUAUUAAGAGAAAAUGGAAUCCCAUUUAUUGAUGAUUAUAUUGUUCAUACUUCCAAAAUUUAUGAUUAUUUAACAAAUUUUAGUGGUAUUGAACAAGAUGAUUUAAAUUUAACUUUAAGUAAACGAGAAAAUCUUGUUACUUUACAAACGGCCUAUAGGAAAUUAUGGUUAUUAUUAAAUUUAGGAGUAAUAUUUGUUGGUCAUGGAUUAUAUAAUGAUUUCCGAACUAUUAAUUUACAAGUUCCAGAAAAACAAAUUCGAGAUACAGCGGUGAUUUAUUAUAAAUCUGAUUUUAAAAGACAAUUAAGUUUGAAAUUUUUAGCUUAUGUGAUGUUAAAAGAAAAAGUUCAAAAAGGGAAUCAUGAUUCAAUUGAAGAUGCUAAUACAGCAUUAUUGUUAUAUAAAAAAUAUCAAAAUUUAUAUAAUAAAGAAGAUUUUGAACUGAUAUUGAAUUAUAUAUAUUCUGAAGGUCAACAAUUGAGAUUUAAAGUUCCAGAAUAA
Messenger RNA from Candida dubliniensis CD36, 3501 nucleotides. Its product is annotated as poly(A)-specific ribonuclease. Gene Ontology annotation, cellular component: P-body; PAN complex. NCBI's taxonomy places the organism in Eukaryota, Fungi, Ascomycota, Pichiomycetes, Serinales, Debaryomycetaceae. Bases 1 to 3501 code for a protein of 1166 amino acids. Gene Ontology annotation, molecular function: poly(A)-specific ribonuclease activity; nucleic acid binding; protein binding. The record is from RefSeq and is a predicted model, not a curated record. Gene Ontology annotation, biological process: mRNA processing; nuclear-transcribed mRNA poly(A) tail shortening. The transcript has a single exon.